GAUCCAUUUCUUUAAAAUUAAAAUAAGAAACUAUGAAAUUUGCCAGAACAUAGAUUCCAAGAAUAAUUAGUGUCCCAUUUUCAAAACUCCUAUUUAUUUUCAUUUCAAAUUCUUUUUAGUUUUUUCCAUGCAAAUUUUCUCAAAUUUUCAAAAUUUUAUCUUCAAGAGAAUAAGCUGCCCUUGCUCAUGCCCAAUUUAAAAUGAGAAAGGAAAUCAUUUGACAUAGAGGUAGUUGACAAACAGAUGGCUAUUCUCAAACUGUACCCUCAAUUUUUUUGACUUGGUUUCAAAUAUUGGACGAUGGAGAUGUCUGUUCAACAUGAAAAUUCAGAUACCAUUGGUGUAUCAGGAUCAGGAUCUUGCCUUUAUGAUCUCUUAUGUUCUGAAACACCAAGUUUGAGUACUCAAGCUCUAAGAGAACGAUGGAUGUCUUCCGCUUGAAGCAUCAAGUAUUGUGCCGACUGUGGAUCAUUGGAGCCAAAAUGGGUGUCUUCAAGUCAUGGAGUAUUUAUUUGCAUCAAAUGCUCUGGUAUACAUAGAAGCCUAGGUGUCCAUAUAUCAAAGGUUCUAUCACUAAAGCUAGAUGAAUGGACAGAUGAACAAGUUGAUGCAUUGGUGAAGUUCGGUGGAAAUACAGUAAUUAAUAUGAAGUAUGAAGCUUGCCUUCCAAGUAACAUAAAAAAGCCAAAACCAAAUUCAUCCAUUGAGGAGCGCUCUGAUUUUAUUAGGAGAAAAUAUGAGUUUCUACAGUUUUUGGAUAUUGAAGAAAAUUUGUCCUGUCCCUUUGUACCAUCUCAUGCAAGAUGUUCAUCAUAUUCCCAGCGUAGUUCCUCGAGCAACAACUUCCCACAAGACAAAAAACAUUAUGAUAAACAAGAAACUAAAAGUCUUAUUGGGAGCACAUUUCGAAAUAGUUGGGGAAGAAAAGAUUCUGAGCAUAAGAGUUCAAAGAAGAGCAACUCAUUGGCAGGUAUGGUUGAAUUUAUUGGGUUGAUCAAGGUGAAUGUGGUUAAAGGCACUAACCUUGCUAUCCGGGAUGUAAUGACUAGUGACCCUUAUGUCAUCAUAUCUCUAGGUCACCAAUCAGUGAAGACACGUGUCAUAAAAAGUAGUUUAAACCCAGUUUGGAACGAAAGCCUAAUGUUGUCAAUUCCGGAUAACAUUCCUCCUCUUAAAGUGCUUGUGUAUGACAAGGAUAUUUUCUCAACGGAUGAUUUUAUGGGAAAGGCCGAAAUUGACAUUCAACCUCUAGUUUCCGCUGCAAAGGCAUAUGAAAAAUCUUCAAUCAAUGAUUCCUUGCAGCUUGGAAAAUGGGUAGCAAAUGGUGACAACAACACUCUUGUUAAAGAUGGUACCAUCUCCCUUGAAGAUGGGAAGGUCAAGCAUGAUAUCUCAGUGAGACUACAACAUGUUGAGAGAGGAGUGCUAGAGAUUGAACUCGAAUGUGUUCUUCUAACUCAAUAGUUGAGAUAGAUGUUAAGGGUCAGAACUUAACAUAACACAUUCUGGAACAUAACACAUUCUGGAACAUUAUCACUGUAGAUUGUCCUUUCUCAA
Glycine soja is the source of this 1557-nucleotide messenger RNA. RefSeq names its product probable ADP-ribosylation factor GTPase-activating protein AGD11. The coding region runs from base 646 to 1464 and encodes 272 amino acids. The transcript has 11 exons. Lineage: Eukaryota; Viridiplantae; Streptophyta; Magnoliopsida; Fabales; Fabaceae. The record is from RefSeq and is a predicted model, not a curated record. Gene Ontology annotation, molecular function: phospholipid binding; GTPase activator activity.